CUAUUUGUCUUUUUUCAGUUAUUUCGUCAUGGUGAUCGUAGUCCAAUAGAUAUUUACCCGAAAGAUAAAUUUAAAACUGAUCAAUGGCCAAUGGGAUUGGGAGAACUUACGAAGUUGGGUAGAAGAGAAGCUUAUCAUCUGGGAGAGUUUUUUCAACAAAGAUACAAAGAGAGACUGAAAGUAGAAAAAGAUUUUAAACCAAAUUCUCCGGAGUUUUUUAUCAGAAGCACAGAAAAAUCCAGGUCUAAGCUAUCAGCGGUGUAUUUUAUGGCAGGGUUUUAUGGUGAAGACUUUUCAAAUGUUAUGAAGAAAGAAAAAGAAGUUCAGACAAAAUAUAAUGUUCCAUUUGUUCCACAAAAACAAGAUCAAUUAUUGUCUAAAGCUACGUGUCCAAAAGCAGAUAAGUUAUUACAAGACUGGAAAAGUACGUCGAGAGAAUAUAAAAAGUUUAUGAAACAUAAUGCAGAUUUAUUUAAGUUGAUGGUGUACACAGGUUGGUCUGAUCAUGAGCAGAUGAACCUAGUUAUAGAUGAUAUUUAUAUUGAGAGGCGCCAUAAUUUCAGCAAGCCUGAUUGGGUGGAGAAUAAUAUUGGUCCUUUAACUGAGUAUUUUGAUGAUUCUAAAAAGUUUUUAUCCCCUACUCCACAACUCCUUAAGAUAAAUACAGGUCCUUUGAUGUCUAAAUUAAUAAAAGAAAUUGAAGAUAAAAUACAUAAAGAGUCUCAAAAGAAAAUGAUAGCAUUUUCUGCACAUGACUCAACCAUCAUUAAUUUUCUUCUGGGUUUACAAAGUUUUAAUAACCGUCAACCUCCAUAUAGUUCAGCUGUUAUAAUCGAAUUAUAUCAGAAUCAAAAGAUGUUUUAUGUAAAUAUAUUAUACCAUAAUGACAGCAAAACAGAGCCAUAUCACUUCACAAUACCAGGUUGUAAGCACAAUGAAACAUGUGCUUGGGAGGUUUUAAAAGAACAUGCACAGAAAAUAGCAAUAUCAACUCAAGAAAGAGAAUUAUUUUGUGGUAGUGCAGUCAAGUCAGGGUCCUUAAUACUAUCAGAUAAUAUUAUCCCUGUAGCAGUAGUAAUAGUAAUUGUUGUUUGUGCUGUAUUAUCUAUAAUAAUGUACCGUCUUUACCGACGUUGCCGUAGACCUGUUGGUGACCCUAUGAUGUACCGUCCUUUGGCUUUAGGUGAUGUUGAUGAUGAAUUUGAUACAUGAAUGGGGAAAUGAAUUUAGGGAUUGUAUAUUACAGUGUAUUAAGAAAGGAAGAUCUAGAAAUUUGUCUUGUCUGAAAUUUAUUGACAAUUUUAAAACCAAGAUUUAAUACGCAUUAAAAAUGGAUAUUCCAGAUAUCAUUAUCUUUGCUCAGAAUAAUAAUUAAACUUUAUGUUCACCUUUAAUUAAAUGAAUAGUCCUAUAGGGAUAUCUUCCUCUAAUUUUUUACUUUAGGACUACUUGCUAUCAUUAUUAUCACUGCUUCUAAUCCUACGUUAUGUUUGCCUUCAAUAAGUAUUUCAUGAUAUAAUAAUCAUAAUACAUCUGUUUGAUAUGAUGAUAACAGAUAGAGCAGUAUUUUGAGAAGUCAUAAUACUGAUGCUGUUUAGUUAACUGAUGUCAAUUGUGAAAAAAUAUAAUGCAACUGUGUGCAAUUUUGGUUUAUUAUAAUACUAGAUUUAGUGUUUUAUAAGAUCUAACUUGUCAGAGAAAUAUAUUUUCAAUGACCUGAAUUAGAGACUAGUAGACAAUUGCUAAUAAUUGAAACAUUCCAUAUAUAUAUAUAUAUAUAUAUCUGGCUUUUUUGAUUUUGCAUAUCAACUAAAGGCAUGUGCUAUACAGGGAAAGUGUUUGCUUUUUCUUUUGCUUUAUUGGUAGCCUACACCAUUAGGUAAAUUUGAGUCAAAUUAUUUGACCUUCUCAAUAUUUCUAAAUAGUUGUUUUUAGUGGAUUUUAAGACGAUUUCAUGUUUUUUUCAGUCUAACAGGGAUUGC
Molecule: messenger RNA, 1982 nt
Organism: Lottia gigantea (owl limpet)
Lineage: Eukaryota; Metazoa; Mollusca; Gastropoda; Lottiidae
Exons: 10
Biological process (GO): dephosphorylation
Molecular function (GO): phosphatase activity
Source: RefSeq, a predicted model, not a curated record